GCCCACAAAACACCACACGGAGCAGACGGAGCGUUAAAGCUGGCCAGCGGAGGAAAAGGUGAGGCUUUCCCGGUGAUCCUGAGCGCCGCCGCCGCCCCGCCGACCCCCCCGCGGUGAGUGGAGCCGCAGCCCGUCCGAGGAACGCGGAGCUGAGGACUUUUCUCUGGAAGUUAUUCCGCCUCUCGUCCUCCUGCAGGUUUCUCUCAGGAGGAACGUGCCGAAACGAUGUUCCGGAAGGUGCGGCUGAUGGGGUCCCGCCUCCUCUCGCUUCUACUGGUGUCCAGCGUGUGUGUGUUGAGGGCGGAGUACUCCAGUUGUGGAGAGAAUGAGUUUUAUAAUCACACCAGCAGCAGCUGCCAGCCGUGCCCACAGUGCCAACCAGGACAGGAACCGAACUUGAGCUGCGGUUACGGCACCAAAGACGAGGAUUACGCCUGUGUUCCCUGCCCGGCGGGAAAGUUCUCUAAAGGAAAGUAUGAAAUCUGCCGGAGGCAUAAAGACUGUGACUCUCUGUACCGGGCCACCAUGCUGACCCCGGGGACGCCGCAGAGCGACGCCGAGUGUGGACCCUGCCUGCCCGGGUACUUCAGGUUCUUGGAGAGCCGGCCAAGGAACAUUUACGGCAAGGUGUGUCAUUCCUGUCAGAACGCUCCGUGGAACACCAAAGAGUGCAUGCGGACGACACCAUCAGGACGCGUCCCUGGAGUCUCCUCUACCAGCGCCACCAUUUUCACACACGCCGAGAAAGAUCCAACUGGGCAGGGUCACCUGGCAACAGCCCUCAUCAUUGCCAUGUCUACCAUCUUCAUCAUGGCCAUCGCCAUCGUGAUGAUCAUAAUGUUCUACAUCCUGAAGGCCAAGCCGAGCGGGCAAGCAUGCUGCUCUGGACAGAUCGUGAAGACCAUAGAGGCUCCCACCAACAAGCAAGAAGAGAAGAAAGAGGUUAAAGAGAGUGUUGUGAUAUUCGCCGAGAAGGACGAAUUUGACAAGCUCAAGCCACCUCCUCCAAAAGCAGUGAACAGUGAAAACGAUGCAUCGUCAGAGAACGAGCAGCUGCUGAGCCGCAGCAUCGACAGCGACGAGGAGGCGGCGCAGGAGAAGCAGGGCGCUACUGACCUCUGCCUGCUGUCGCUCGUCCACCUCACUCGAGACAAGGCCUCGUCCAUCGGCACCAUUAACAACAACAACAACAACUGCAGCAGCAGCAAAGCUACAGGGAUUCACAGUCGGAGGAAAAAAAUCCUGGACUUGUACACAAAAGCUUGCAGUGUUGCUGAGGGUCUGAGCCCCAUCGAGCUCCCCUUCGACUGCCUGGAGCGCACAAGCCGCAUGCUUAGCUCCACCUACAGCACGGACAGGGCUGUAGUCAAGACGUGGAGGCACCUCGCCGAGAGUUUCGGCCUGCGGAGGGACGAGAUCGGGGGCAUGACAGACGGGAUGCAGCUCUUCGACCGGGUCAGCACUGCCGGAUACAGCAUCCCAGACCUGCUGACCAGGCUGGUCCAGAUAGAGAGGCUGGAUGUGGUGGAGGCUCUCUGCUUCGACAUCCUAGGAGGACCGGAGAGCGGAGCGCCCCCUUCCAGGCAACACCCGCCCCUUUCUUCCCGCUGUGCGAGCGUGUAAGAACCGGACACUUUCCUUGCUCCGAAUCACAUGAAGAAUACCCACCCUCCAGAGGUGAAGAGGCUGACAGAGACAGUCGUGUUGGCCCUGUUACUGUGGGACAUUUUCCGCUCUGUGCUUAUACUGAUAGGACAGAAAGCUUGAGCUACUGGUUCAGACUUUGUGGUCAGUCCAGGUUCCACAAUGGAACAUGAAGUCCUCUCCAGAUUCGAUGCAAAUGGGUUUGUCUGUUUUUUCAGUGCUUCCUUCAAAACGUCCCAACCCCUUGUAUUUGAUUGUCACGUCCAAACAAGUACUGAAGUGGUUGUAUAUUUUGCGCUGGACGCCCCUAUUAACCAUAUUUCCAUGAAUGGAUUUUGGUAAGCAAAGCGUUUAAUACAGCCUGCGCUUCAUGGGUUUUGGCGACAUGUAGAUCGACCAGCUUGCACACUUCACCCAGUUGCAUUUCUAAAGGCUGUUACAUACCAAACGUGAUGCCAACAAAUAGCGUGAAAAAAUAUAAAUAUUUAAAUGUA
Messenger RNA from Pygocentrus nattereri (red-bellied piranha), 2138 nucleotides. It is a transcript of the gene edar, whose product is annotated as ectodysplasin A receptor. Gene Ontology annotation, cellular component: plasma membrane. The record is from RefSeq and is a predicted model, not a curated record. NCBI's taxonomy places the organism in Eukaryota, Metazoa, Chordata, Actinopteri, Characiformes, Serrasalmidae. Gene Ontology annotation, molecular function: signaling receptor activity; protein binding. Gene Ontology annotation, biological process: positive regulation of canonical NF-kappaB signal transduction; positive regulation of JNK cascade. The coding region runs from base 226 to 1623 and encodes 465 amino acids. The transcript has 12 exons.